AUGAGUGGGGACAGUGCCGUCGAUGACGAGCCAACGGCAUCGGUGAUAUCUGGGCAGUGCCGUGAAAUCGAAGAGGGUGCCUGGGUAAGCCGGCCGGCAUUAGUUGCACUGCCAUGGAAGAACCAAGGAGGCAAGAGCGGUGCCACGAGCUACUUGCGUGGAUGCAAGCGCGAAAGCAGCACAUCUUCGCGACGGGCAAUGCAGUUUGGCUGGCAGGAUUAUGGCCCGAAUAAAGAAAAUCAUGCAAUCAGGAAGAGAGCACUAGUAAGUGUAUUCGUUCUGUAA
Gongylonema pulchrum is the source of this 285-nucleotide messenger RNA. NCBI's taxonomy places the organism in Eukaryota, Metazoa, Nematoda, Chromadorea, Rhabditida, Gongylonematidae. The record is from the annotation of a GenBank genome assembly.